Manihot esculenta (cassava) is the source of this 1047-nucleotide messenger RNA. RefSeq names its product probable E3 ubiquitin-protein ligase RHA4A. The record is from RefSeq and is a predicted model, not a curated record. NCBI's taxonomy places the organism in Eukaryota, Viridiplantae, Streptophyta, Magnoliopsida, Malpighiales, Euphorbiaceae. The coding region runs from base 186 to 734 and encodes 182 amino acids. The transcript has 3 exons.
UUCUCCAAUCUAACAGCAAUAUCCUCAACUCUCUCUCUCUCUGUCUCUGAAUGAUAAUCACUAACUGAUUCAAUUCUCUCCAUAAAUACAUUCAACAAGGCUUUUUGUACCUCUCCCAUGCAUCUCUUCCAUCUCUAAAAUAGACUUUGGCUUCGGUCUCUGAUUUUUUAGAAGCUUGGAGACUCAUGGGUUAUACUCCAACAGCAACCACUCCUCAUCUUUAUCCUCAAGCACUUCAAGUUAAACUUUACCAGGCUUUCAUAUUUUCAAUUCCCAUCCUCUUCUCCAUUAUUCUAUUCCUCUUGUUUUACUUGUUCUACCUCAAGAGAAGGGCUACCUCACUCUCAUCUCCUACUCAGAUUCUUCCGACAACAGCUAACCAGUCUACUCAAUCUGUGCUCUCUGUUUGUCAGAUUGGUUUGAACAAAGAGAUCAAAGACAAGCUUCCAAUUGUAUUAUUUGAUGAAGAAUUAAGGACAAGAGAAUCACAGUGUUGUGUUUGUUUGGGCGAAUUCGAGAUCAAAGAAGAGUUGCUGCAACUCCCAACUUGCAAACAUGUGUUUCACAUUGAAUGUAUUCAUCAUUGGCUGCACUCAAACUCAACUUGUCCACUUUGUAGAUCCUUUGUGAUCCCCACUACCAAACUUGAAAAUCAGGCGCAGUCUGGUGGACUUGAGACACAACUACAGCAAGUUAAUCCAAACUCCGACUAUAGUCUACAGAUUGUAUCAUAAGAACAGCAACAAGAGUUCAGCCAUAGCCUUGUGGUACCUUAUUGAAAAAUCAUCAACCGCUGAAGCUUCUUCAUUGGACUCUGCUGAGAGCUUUCCUUUUCCACAGAGAAUGGGAAGGGGUAGUUCAAGUCAAGAAUCUGUUGCUCUACAUAUCCAAACAUAGUAACACAAAGAUGAGAAAUUUUGUUUUCUUCAUGAAGCUCAAAUUAAUAAAGUAGAAAGGCAGAGGACCUCAGCCAUAUACCACAUACAAAAUGGUCUAAGCUACUUUGGCUUUAUGGACAUUUAUUUUAUAUACUUUUUCUUUCUCUUC